GGGCUACCCUGGAUGAACAACAUGGACAUCUCGGCUCUCCCCAAUAACAACCACCCAGGGAAGUUCUUGCAGCUGGACGUGGGGAUGUUGCCCGUGACUCAUGGAAUGUUCCAGAUCAACGCGGUGCUGACCGGUCAGCAGUGGCAAAACAGAGUCUACUCAGAGAUGGAAAGAAGAAAUCUGAGUGUGCAGAGGUCAUCACCGGAGGGCAGUCCUGUGUUGAUGGACUCGGUCCUCCGCAAGCACGUCACGGCAAUCACCAUGACGCCAAAGAUCAAGACAAACCCCCUAUACUCAGACAUGAUCAUCGGCAUUGAAGACAACCCAAAGUCGAAGCCCUCCUGGACCAUUCAGGAGUACGACAGGCAAACCAUACAUGGAAAUUUAGGAGACUAUUCAAAGGAGGACCCGGGAGAGCUCAAUUUUUGGCUAGAAGAGCUUUACACCCCGGGGUAUGACUCCCUUUUGAGGAAGAAACAGGCUGAACUCACAAGGAAAAAGAUCUGCAAAGUAUUAACCUCUGUUUUUGUGUCUGUGUGUGUCAUAAUUGUCGUCAUCACAGUGCCAAUUGUCGUGUCACGAAAUAAAGAUUGA
Molecule: messenger RNA, 594 nt
Organism: Alosa alosa (allis shad)
Lineage: Eukaryota; Metazoa; Chordata; Actinopteri; Clupeiformes; Clupeidae
Product: major intrinsically disordered NOTCH2-binding receptor 1-like
Exons: 3
Coding region: 13-594 (193 amino acids)
Source: RefSeq, a predicted model, not a curated record